CUAAGUUUUUGAGGCCUUUCUAUGAUGUCACUACUUUUUUUUUCAGGGAGUCAAUAUCCUACUGCCAAUGUGUAUUUUCAUAAAGUUUGUAAAAUUCAUAUGAUGAUAAGAGAAGCGAUAGAUAGUGAGGAUCUUAAUAUCAAGGAAAUGGCUAUAGAAAUGGAUAAAAAGUUCAAAAAAUAUUGGCAGGAAGAGUACAAUCCGAUUGCUACAAUGGCAGUAGUCCUUGAUCCUCGGUAUAGGUUAAGUCUCGUGGAUUUUUGCUUCUCUAAACUUGAUCUAUCUACUUCCAAUGAAAAGGUAAAGGCUGUUGAAGAUAAUAUGCAAAAAUUAUUUAAGGAGUACUUGAAACCUUCAAUUUCUGAUGUUGAUACGGUAAGAAGUAGUAGUAGUGGAUGUGAUGUUGAAAUGGCAGAUGAAAUGGAGGAGUACGAUAAUUUUGUAAGUCCAUCUCAACCUGGUUCAAAAAAGUCACAACUAAGUUUGUACUUGGAAGAGCCUGUGUUGGUUUGCAAAGGAAAUGAAAAUUUAGAUGUGCUUAAAUUUUGGAAGGAUAAUAGGAUUAAAUAUCCGGAACUCUCAUUGAUGGCACGUGAUUUGUUAAGUAUUCCUAUCACCAGUGUUUCAUCCGAGUCCUCUUUCAGUGUUGGAGGUCGUGUUAUUGGAAAAUUUCAAACCUCUAUUUUACCCGAUAAUGCAGAAGCUAAGUUGUGUUCGCGAGAUUGGCUUUUUGGUCAUCAAGCUUCUGAUGACUCUGAAGAGGGAGAUGACAUUGCAAUAGACAUGGGGAAAUUUGCUGCUAUACCUUCCAGCUAGCUGAUGUUUUUCUCAGUUUUCUUGACAGCGGAAGAAGAAUGAUGCUUCCACUGCGUGUCAAGUUUGAAUGUUACUAUGAUGUAGUAGUUUCUAUUUGAUCUGAGAGUAUUUUAUAAAAUCCUACAGUAAGUUGCUGUAAAUUGAAGGAAAAGUUUAGUAAAUUUUCAUCAGAAUUUUGAUUUUAUUGAGGCAUUAGAGAAAUUUGGUUGGAGUGAGCUGAAUGAAAUUUAUUUUCAUAUGAUUUCUGCACUAUAGGUCAUUACAUUUAGCUAAGAAUUAGUGUUGUAUGUGCAUUUGAACUUCAAUGUGUAAUUUUUUAAAUUUCAAGUAUGGAUAAGUAUUAAUUUUUUUAUCGGUAUGAUUUAUUUUAAGAUGAAUUCUGCACUUCCCUUUUGGUUUCCUAAGUAUCUAGGUUUAGCUAAGAGUUGGUGUUGUAGGUGCAUAUUUUCAACUUCAAUCUGUUUUUUUUUUUUUUUUUUUUUUU
Molecule: messenger RNA, 1300 nt
Organism: Lycium ferocissimum
Lineage: Eukaryota; Viridiplantae; Streptophyta; Magnoliopsida; Solanales; Solanaceae
Product: zinc finger BED domain-containing protein DAYSLEEPER-like
Exons: 2
Coding region: 22-816 (264 amino acids)
Molecular function (GO): DNA binding; protein dimerization activity
Source: RefSeq, a predicted model, not a curated record